GAACGGACCGGGCCGGAGCGAUCGGGCCGGGCCGGCGGCGGGCGGACACCAUGGGGCGCGGCGGCGGCACCUUCGAGCGGCUCCUCGAUAAGGCCACAAGCCAGCUCCUGCUGGAGACAGACUGGGAAUCCAUCCUGCAGAUCUGCGACAUGAUCCGUCAGGGAGACACCCAAGCGAAAUACGCCGUCAAUGCCAUCAAGAAAAAAGUGAAUGACAAGAAUCCUCACGUGGCCCUGUACGCGCUGGAGGUCAUGGAGUCGGUGGUUAAAAACUGUGGCCAAACAGUUCAUGACGAGGUGGCCAAUAAACAGACCAUGGAGGAGCUGAAGGAAAUACUCAAGAGGCAAGUGGAGACAAGUGUCCGCAGCAAGAUCCUAUACCUCAUCCAGGCCUGGGCUCACGCCUUCCGCAACGAGCCCAAGUACAAGGUGGUGCAGGACACCUAUCAGAUAAUGAAGGUUGAAGGUCACGUCUUCCCAGAGUUCAAGGAGAGUGAUGCCAUGUUCGCUGCAGAGAGGGCUCCAGACUGGGUGGAUGCAGAGGAGUGUCACAGGUGCCGAGUGCAGUUCGGCGUCGUGACGCGGAAGCACCACUGCCGGGCCUGUGGGCAGAUCUUCUGUGGAAAAUGCUCCUCCAAGUAUUCCACCAUCCCCAAGUUUGGGAUUGAGAAGGAAGUGCGAGUCUGUGAGCCCUGCUAUGAGCAUCUCAACAAGAAAACUGAGGGUAAAGCUGCUGCCACCUCCGAACUGCCCCCUGAGUACCUGACCAGCCCCCUCUCUCAGCAGUCCCAGCUGCCUCCAAAGCGCGAUGAGACAGCUCUGCAAGAGGAAGAGGAGCUCCAGCUGGCUAUUGCCUUGUCUCAAUCAGAGGCUGAGGAGAAGGAGAGAAUGAGGCAGAAAACAACCUACUCCAUGUACCCUAAGGCUGAGCCCACUCCUGUCACAUCAUCGGCUCCUCCAGUCAGCACGCUGUACUCCCCGCCCGUGAAUUCUUCUGCUCCCUUGGCUGAGGACAUUGACCCAGAGCUGGCCCGGUACCUGAACCGCAACUACUGGGAGAAGAAACAGGAGGAGGUUCGCAAGAGCCCCACACCGUCAGCACCCCUGUCCCUGACGGAGCCAGCUGUGCAGCCUGGGGAAGCCCACCCUGCCCCUCUCGGAGUGGUUGAGCAGCAGUACCAAAACGGUGAGUCCGAGGAGAACCACGAGCAGUUCCUGAAGGCGCUGCAGAACGCGGUCACCACGUUCGUCAACCGCAUGAAGAGCAACCACAUGCGAGGCCGCAGCAUCACCAACGACUCUGCCGUGUUGUCCCUCUUCCAGUCCAUCAACAACAUGCACCCACAGCUGCUGGAGCUGCUCAACCAGCUGGAUGAGCGCAGGCUGUACUAUGAAGGCCUGCAGGACAAACUGGCCCAGAUCCGGGACGCGCGCGGGGCUCUGAACGCGCUGCGGGAGGAGCACCAGGAGAAGCUGCGCCGUGCAGCAGAGGAGGCAGAGCGGCAGCGCCAGAUCCAGCUGGCACAGAAGCUGGAGAUCAUGAGGCAGAAGAAGCAGGAGUAUCUGGAGAUGCAGCGUCAGUUGGCCAUCCAGCGACUGCAGGAGCAGGAGAAGGAGAGGCAGCUGCGCCUGGAGCAGCAGAAGCAGACCAUCCAGAUGAGAGCCCAGAUGCCAGCUUUCUCACUGCCUUAUGCUCAGCUCCAGGCCAUGCCCGCAGCCAGUGGGGUGAUCUACCAGCCCUCUGGGCCCACCAGCUUCCCUGGCACCUUCAGCCCAGCUGGCUCCGUGGAGGGCUCUCCCAUGCACAGCGUGUACAUGAACCAGGCUGCGCAAGGGGGAGCUGGGCCGUACGCUGCCAUGCCCGUCACCGGGACUGACCCCAGCAUGGUGAAUGCCUACAUGUACCAGGCGGGCGCCAGCAGUGGGCAGGGGCCUCAGCAGGGGCCAGCGGUGCCCACCACCACCCCUGCAUAUUCAUCCUACCAGCCCACACCCACGCAGGGCUACCAGACUGCAGCCUCACAGUCGCAGAGCAUCCCAGCUAUCUCCCAGGCACCCCAGUCGGGCACCAUGGGCUACAUGGGCAGCCAGUCCGUCUCCAUGGGCUACCAGCCCUACAGCAUGCAGGGUCUCAUGUCUGCCCUGCCAGGCCAGGACACGGCUUUGAGCAGCCUGCCAGCCCAGCAGUCCUACCUGCCGGGGCAGCAGCCCCUCUACCAACAGGUGGCCCCAGCUGGGGGACCCCCCCAGCAGCAGCCCCCACCAGCACCUGCCCCCGGGCAGCAGCCCCCGGGCAGUGGAGAGGCCCAGCUCAUCUCCUUUGACUGAUCGUGGCCACAGGGCACAGGAAUCUUGGGGGUCCCGUGGGUCCGGUGUAACACUACUCUUCAUCCGAAAUCAUUCUCUACUUCGACUACUCGUCCUGUCCCCGUGUCCCAGGGGCGGUGGGGCCAUAGGCUCCUACUGCCGGCUUUGGGGAGCGUGGGCAGGGGUGCAGCCCUCCAUGCCCUGCAGCCUGGGGCAGCAGCCCCUCGGCUCAGCCCCCCACCCUCGGCAGCUGGCGGCCCCUGGGGCCGGGCGGGAGCUCGACCUGCCCCUGUCGUUGCCCCGGGGUUUGUGGCCCAGGCCCCAAGGGCGCAGUGCUCCAGCCCUGCCCGGCCCCCGGCGCCGGCUUUGCCCCGUCCCCGCUGAGCCCCGCUCCCUGCAGCGCCCUCACGGGCCCGGGGCCCUUCGCUGGGCCGGGCCUGUCCCCGUCCCCGCCACUCUGGGCGGAGACUGAGCGCUAUCGGUGACAAUAAAGCCUUGGAACGAACUGCGGCCUCGUGUGCUGGGUGCGGGCGGCGCGGUGCCCACGGGCGGCGCAUCCCGCCAGCCAGCGGGCACCUGCUCGCCAAGGGCUAGCAGCAGCUCUGGCUGCCGAUCCCCUUACACUUUCCCCCGCGGUACUGGCCGGCUUCAGCUCAAAUUGAGCUUUGAGCACGUAAAUUUCCUCCCUACAGUGUCUAGAAUGUUUCCAUGCUGUAGAUGCAUAGUCCUAAAUUAUUAAGCUUUAUGGAGCGUUAGAAUGUAUUUCUGCAAUUAGUGAAAGUCAAAGAGGUAAAAUUACAUGGCUUUCAGACUUUAUUUUUGUUUCUUUUA
Molecule: messenger RNA, 3137 nt
Organism: Hirundo rustica (Barn swallow)
Lineage: Eukaryota; Metazoa; Chordata; Aves; Passeriformes; Hirundinidae
Gene: HGS
Product: hepatocyte growth factor-regulated tyrosine kinase substrate
Exons: 21
Coding region: 51-2327 (758 amino acids)
Molecular function (GO): metal ion binding; ubiquitin binding; phosphatidylinositol binding
Source: RefSeq, a predicted model, not a curated record